AUGGCUGAUACUUCUAUUAUAGCGAAGCUGGACACUUUGGUGGCCGAUGUUUUAGCUGACUGGAACAUCUACAGUACUGUUUUCGCCGGUAUUGUUCUUGCCUUUGCUGUGUACUCUGUCGCCUCGUCCCAGGAUCCAGAUGUCCACCCGUUCCUUCUUGCCCGCCAAUCCACUGCAGCCCCAAUUCGCCAGCAAGGUGAAUCUGCCACCUACAGAGGUUUGGAAACUCCGCACGGCUUGCCGCUUCGAUUUGGAUUGAAUGUCAAGGAUCCGGGCGCGCCGAAAUGGACCGGUGGCCGACGAGGAGAUCUCCGCGAUAUUUGGAAGACAGCUGUCCGUGGAGCUUUAAAUGAAGACGGUACCAUCUCCGGAAAGCAGGGCAAAAUCUACACUGUCUUAGGUAGACAGGCUAUUGAGCACUCGUUGGAUCAGGUCACCCAAGAAAUCAACGUUAUUGGUCAUCAUCUCCAAAAUGCCGGUGUGAAGACUGUGGCUGUUUGUCUUACUGACUCCGUCGAGCUUUUGGCUGCAAUCUUUGCUGGCGCUUUCUACGGAUACAAGACCGUCCUCGUACCGCACAACCUUCCCGCCGAGACCCUAUCAGCGCACUUGAAACAAGCAGAAGCAGAUGUUUUGAUUGCCGAAGCUGGCUCUCUCGAUCUCUCUCUUAUCAGCAAGGAUAACACGCAACUUUCGCUUGUUCUCUGGGUUGUCAAGUAUGGCAACCGACACAUGGAUUGGAACGAGGCCCCCGGUAGCGUCAAGGGUAGCUUGAAGGUUGCAGUUUGGCAUGAACUGGUCGAGGAGUUCAAGGACCUUGCCAAUUAUGAAGUUCCCGAAUAUGACCCAAAAACAGAGACCCCUGCUGUUAGUACUGUUUGGCCGUCUUCCUCUCAGUCUGGUCAAUUCAUCGACUUCAAGCCGGAGAACUUAGUGUCUGCUGUUGGAGCGAUCAUAUCCGCGCUCCCUCGUACCCAGCGCUUUGGCUCAUCCGACAUCGUUCUUUCAAUCGACUCUCUCUCCCGAUCGUAUCCGCUCUGCACAACCAUGGCUGCACUGUUCUCCAAUUCAUCCAUCGCCCUCAACUCUGUCGCCGGAGAGCAAGUCGACUUUGCAUUGGCUACUGUUGGUGUGUCUCCUACGGUCAUUGUUGCUUCUUCACAAACCAUGUCCGAAUAUCACGAUCAAAUCAUGCGCCCGCAUACCGGUUUCAUUUCCUCUCUCGGACGUUGGUUGCAAGCACGAACUCUAGAGGCAGGAACCAUGCCGACACGCAACUUCUUCAGUCAAUUAGCUCGCAUUGGCCCGACUGCUGAGCUCUCGCUAGAUAGACUGCGUCUGCUUUGCAUCACUCAUCGUAUCGAUGCUAGCCCUGCCGCUCAUCUCACCUCUGAGCAAUUGACCGAACUCAGAAUCUUCACCGGAGCUCGUGUGGUGUAUGCUUUAACCGGACCCGGUAUUGCUGGUGCGAUUGCGCAGACAAACGCUUUCGAUUACAGAACCCUCACCGGACCAAGCCAUUUCGGCGCUCCAGUGAGCAGCACCGAGAUCACCCUGACCAACGUUCCCGAGGGCUCUCCCGAUGGCGCGGAAGAGGGACAGCUCACCGUUUCAGGUCCCGCUGUUGUCGGUGGUACCACUUCUCUUCCAGGCCGAGCCCGCAUCAGCAAAGAUAACACCUUGGAGCUAUCCGUCUAA
Penicillium soppii is the source of this 1698-nucleotide messenger RNA. RefSeq lists its product as uncharacterized. The record is from RefSeq and is a predicted model, not a curated record. The coding region runs from base 1 to 1698 and encodes 565 amino acids. Gene Ontology annotation, molecular function: long-chain fatty acid-CoA ligase activity. The transcript has 4 exons. NCBI's taxonomy places the organism in Eukaryota, Fungi, Ascomycota, Eurotiomycetes, Eurotiales, Aspergillaceae. Gene Ontology annotation, cellular component: membrane; endoplasmic reticulum.